Messenger RNA from Arabis nemorensis, 384 nucleotides. The record is from the annotation of a GenBank genome assembly. Lineage: Eukaryota; Viridiplantae; Streptophyta; Magnoliopsida; Brassicales; Brassicaceae.
AUGGAAGCUCGCCAUGUCUGUCAGGCUUCAAUAGUGGCUGGGUCGCAGUCCUGUUCCCGGAUCUCUUGGGGGAAAAGCUUUAGGUUUCUUCGGGUUUUGAGUAGGCUUCGGGGGGCUCAGCCAUUGGUUUGUAUAACGACGGUAUUCUCUUGGUGGUCUCCGUUACUGAUUCUCUCUCAACCCUAUCGUGGCUUUGUUUUUGCUAUAUCUGGCCACUCUUGUGUUCUGGUUCCUUUCAACCGAUCUAGACUCUCUCGGAUGGGUUUGUCUCGUGCCUGGACAUGGACUGUAUCUCAGUUUCUGGUUUCAGCUCGUGAUGUGAGGCUCCCUUACUAUGUGCUGCUGAUUCGAUUGGUUUGGUUUGUCGUUAUCUCAUUAUGGUAG